This is a messenger RNA of Stereum hirsutum FP-91666 SS1, 4360 nucleotides long. RefSeq lists its product as uncharacterized. Gene Ontology annotation, cellular component: cytoplasm. Lineage: Eukaryota; Fungi; Basidiomycota; Agaricomycetes; Russulales; Stereaceae. Gene Ontology annotation, molecular function: protein kinase binding. The record is from RefSeq and is a predicted model, not a curated record. Bases 41 to 2356 code for a protein of 771 amino acids. The transcript is spliced from 4 exons.
GUUCUCGCGAUUAACUCUGCCGACGGCGACAACGACGACGAUGGCGACCACAGAGCAUGAGCCAGGCGAUGAAUACAUUCGUCGCACGGCCAACUUCAUCAGGACGAAUGAAGCCAGGCUAGCAGAGGCUGGUUUCUAUCGUCGUCGCAGAAGUGUAAAGCGACCUCCUCCAUCGUCUGUGAACGCGUUCAAUCCUCUCUCAUGGUUUGCCUCAGAACCAGCAUCCGCACCAACCAGCCGUCCUCCACCACUCGCGUACAGCACAGACAUUCACCGACUCUUCUACCUCCUCAUGCGCCUCGAGGCUCUCGGCUUUGAAACUGGCUCACUCGACGUCAAGGUCGACAGUCCAUCACGACCACUGAACUACGUCAACCUCUUUUCGGACGCUGACAAGUCGGAGACGAUGUCGCUAUCAUCCAUACGCUCCUCCUUCUCAGCCGUAUCCCGGCUCUCACUCGGGGCUGGACUUUGGGGUCGUCCGGAACCUCCUAGCGUGGACCAGGAGCUGAAGUACAUCUUCAGUAGCUUCACCAAGAUCCCUGCCAUCUCACUACAUGCUCCUGGACCCAAGAAGAUUGCAGAGCUUGCAAACGAUCCACCCAGCGAGAACGCGCUGCCAUUGGAUGCAUUCAGGAAUUUGCAAUCCCUUGAAUGUAUAGACAUUGAUCCUCGUGCACUCCUGGGUUGGGAUAGGUUGGCUGAUAGCUUGUGGAGUUUGACGAUAAAGAGGAGUGGUUUGGACGACGUGUCGGAUGUCUUCAUCAGCGCGGUGUUGGACGAUCAGGCAAGGAGAGCAGGCGAGAUCACGAGUCGGAGGCGUAGACUAGUCCACGGCCCAUCACGACAAUCCUCCUUCUAUAGUUCACCUCUCCCAGAAGCAAUUACUGAGGAUACAGAAGAGGCGGAUACACCUACGACGGAGAAGCCUCAACAGCCGCCUCUACCUCACUCGGACUCGGAUUCCGACCUUCCUCAAUUAGGCUCCUCGAAAUGGGCUUUCCUACGAUUCCUCUCCCUCUCGGAUAACUCUCUGACGUUCCUCCCAACAUCGCCAUUACACUAUCUGACAUCACUCACCCAUCUCGACCUUUCGUCAAAUCUGCUCGUAUCUAUACCUCCCGGCCUCUCACAGCUCUACAACCUCAUCUCCCUCAACCUCUCCGAUAACAUGAUCGACUCAGUCCUAGGAAUCUACAAACAACUAGGCCAGAUCCUCCGACUCGACCUAUCGCAUAACCGUCUCGAUUCCCUCUGCGGUCUUGAACGUCUCAUGGCCCUCGAGCGUAUUGACGUCCGGCACAACCUCCUCGAGGACACCGGCGAGGUCGGCAGACUCGCAACAUUGCCCAACGUCAGCGAAGUGUCGAUCGAAGGGAACCCUUUCGUAGACAUCGAGGAGAACUAUCGAGUGAAAUGCUUCGAUUUCUUUUGGAAGGAGGGAAAGAGCAUCCUGCUGGAUGGCACACCGGCAGGGUUCUACGAGAAAUCGCAGUUGUCAGCUCAACCUAACCAGCAGAUGACGUCGGCGCGACCCGUCUCGAAGGCUUAUUCACCGCCCGUCAUCCCUGUCGGUGCAGUCGUGCCCGCGCCACAUAUCAAUCCAGCGAGCUCGUCAAGCAGCCCUGGCCUUUCCCCGUCCGGUUCAGCGCAUAGCGGAUCGCCGUAUGUUCCUCCAGUAGUGAGCAAGGGCAAGCGGAGGAAGAUUAAGCGGAUCGUGGAUUUGGACGGCGACGACCAGAGCUUGCGCGCGAGGUCCACGAGUCCUGUUACACGCAAUGGAGCUGGACACGCUCGUGCUGCUUCAGCCGCAGCACCCAUAACUUCUGCAGCAGCACCUCCACCACGAUCCGCUUCACCAGCGCAUGGUGAAGAUACUACACCUCGAGCUUCCGCCAUCGCACCGAACACGGGUUCGAUACGACGUCCGAAGACGAGACAUCAGCGUUCACAGACAGACGUGAUCAUUUCAAGACCAUCUUCUCCUCCCCACUCUUCACCGUCACCACCAACACAACCCCCCUCCACCGUCUCUCCGCCAUCCGCUUUCACAACCACCAUGUCCCGCAACGGAGCCGGACAUAACAGUCUUCGUGUGAAGGGCAACAAGAGUGCCGCUCGUAGGGCACGAGCCGCCGCCUCUGUCUUCGAGCCUCCACCAGAUUCUGCGCGGGAUGGUGUGAGCCUUAAUGGUCAAGGAGGGGCACGAGGAGGGAAGUCGGUGGCGGAGGAGAUGAGGGAUGCGGAGGCGUUUAGAGCGAGGAUCGAGGCGUUGAAGGCGGAUAUGGGCGAGGGGUGGCUGAAGGUGUUCAGUCAGAGUGGGAUGGGGCAGACGGGGGUCCAAUCGGGUGCGUGAGUGGAAGUUGAGGUGGAUAUUUGGCUCAGUUGAGGAGGUGGACGGAUGGAUGGAUGGGAGGGUCUGCUUGUGUACCAUAGAGUUUUGUUUUAUGUGUUUUGGUGCUUCUUUAUUCGUCUUUGUGCGUUUCUUUCUCUCCGUCUUCCUGCUCAUGUGCUUCUGAUCUCAUCCGGUUUUUUUGUGCUGUUCUCUGUUUCCUUAGUAGUUUGUCGCGUUGUUCCUCUUGUCCUUAUUAUAACUGGGUUUCGUUGGAUCUCAAUAUUGCUAUCUACAUAUGCCACACCUAUUACUACUCCGUUGUCACUUCACGCUACUCGUCCUGCAUAGACUCGACUUAUGACCAUGGUUCAUGCACCACGACAUCUACUUUUUCCUCGCCUGUUUUCGUUUUCCGUCUCUGUCGUGCUCCGUUGUGCCUUUACCGCGUCGGUCGUGCCUGUACUAUUUUGACUGCUCAUCCAAGGAAACUUAUAUUCAGGACGUCUACUCUUCGGGCAGGUCGGUAGUAGACACGGAACUUAUGGAAUCGAAGGAUAUGGUGGAUUUGUGAGAAAUGUAUGUAUGUCAACAAACCAGCUGAAAUCUCUAAGCACUUAGAUCAAAGAGGCGACAUACACCUAAGAAGAGAAACGAAAAUGACAAUGACGAUCGACCUUUCAAGAAAGACCCGACAGCAUACGAGAGCGAUGAUUUGCGAAAGCGAGUAGGGAAAAAAUUAUAGGACGAAGGUAACCGAAUAGGUUGUUUGGGAAGGCGGCGGUUACAAAAGAAAAACGGGUAAUCGUGGUCGAUUAGAGCCCGCUCUCAGCGAUGCCGAAUUUCGCAGUCCAUGAGUCGACGAGAAUACGAGCGCGAUCGCGUAGUGCGAAUUCGGCGUCGAAGGGGAUCUCAUCGAGAGUAGCGAACCGAGACAAGGUUUGGCCCAGUCCGCUCGUCUGUAGGGCGUUGAGGUCGACGUGGCUCUUUAUGCGGUCGAUAUCUCUGAGGACACCGCUGAUAAUGCUCAUGGCCUGGUGAUCUGUCACACUUUUCCCUUUGACAACCUUUUGGAACACACUCGUCCAGUUCGCGAGUAAGUCCUCGUCAAAGCUCUCUGCCAAGUCGGUCGCCGGGACGCUUGCUCCCGUAUUUUCAACGUCAAUUACGGGUACGCUCGAGGAAUGUGCGUCGGUGUCGUCGUUCUCCAAACGUCGCCUUUUCGCCGCACGACGAGCACGCUCCGAAACUUGAGCGGAGGAAGGGAGAGAGAGCCUGGCUGGGCCGUCCUCAGAGAUUUCGGAGGUCGCACUGCGGGAGCGUGAAGUGGCAAUGAACGAGACAUCGAGGAUGCCAUGAGGCCCAUUUUCCAGCGGAGGGAGGAUAGUGUUGGUGUACCUCACACGAGAUGGUUUCGGUUUCGGCUUUCUGCCAGCACCUCUCUCCAAAUCCCCUUCCCCAAACAUCAUCUCCAGCAUGUUGGCAAAUGUCGAAACAGAGGAAGCUUGAGGACAGAUGCAACCAUUCGGCAGAUCGUUGUAUCCAGGGUAUUUUGCGCCUAUGCUUUCGCUCUGAGUCAAGUAUCCGCGCACCAACCUCCUUGCAUCCAUUGAGUAGCGCUUCAAAUAUGACCUCUCCCUCUCAUCCAUAAUCACUUCGCCACUCUCGUCAACGGGGUAGACAUCCUGGCUGGGCACUAGCGUGAUUUCGGCCGCACCCAAGCACUCGUCAAACUCGUGUGUCGCAACGUCGAUCUCUUCAGGAAUAGCAGCGAGCUGGCGCCUUUUGGAGCUUGCCUUCGAAAGCACAGGUGCAUUUGAGGGCGAAUCCGAAGGCGGCGAGGGCGCGCGGGGUGGAGGAGCGGAUGAUGAAGAAAUAGAGAGGACGGGACGCGGGAUGCGGGGAGGCCUCGUUGUCUGACUGACUCUGGACGCAUCGUUCAGCACUUGUACGAGAGACCGAGCGUUGCUAGUGAGAGGCGAAACGACGCCGGACAGAUCAUCCAAGGGCCCAUGAGUUGCAGAGGAG